UUAAAGAAAAUGGCUUAUAUCAUCAGCCUCAGAAAAGUAACCUUGCUCUCCAUUUUCAUAUUUAUAUUCUGUUCUCCUUCAAUGGUUCUUUCUCAGUUUUUCAGCUCAAUUCAAUUGCCACCAACAGCCAGAGGGCCCGAAUCCUUUGCCUUCGAGCUUGGAACCGGACGAUUUUAUGUAGGUGUAGAUGAUGGUAGAAUUCUCCAAUAUAACGGACCAGCUACUGGAUUUGUGGACUUCGGAUACACCAGUGGAACUAGGUCCAAGGCAGUGUGUGACGGCGCUACUAAUCCAGAUUUGGGGCCAGUCUGUGGGAGGCCACUGGGUUUGGGGUUUCAUUACGCCUCGAGUCAGCUGUAUGUUUGUGAUGCCUAUGUCGGCCUCGUGUCGUUAGAUUCUGGAGGAGGACUAGCAAACCUAGUAUCCAGCAGUGCAGAAGGAGAGCCUUACCGCUUUUGCAAUGGUUUAGAUGUCCACCAACUAUCCGGAAAUGUUUUUUUCACAGAUACCAGCACUGUCUAUGAUCUAAGAAAUGCUUCAAAAGGAUUGACCGCUAAUGAUUCAACAGGGAGGCUGUUAAAGUAUGACCCUAAUACUAAGCGAGUUACAGUGUUGCUAAAGAAUCUUACGGGGCCAGCCGGGGCUGCAGUUAGCCAAGACGGGACAUAUGUCCUCGUCUCUAACUUCAAUAGUAACACGACUAUGAGGUAUUGGCUCCAAGGUCUUCGAGCGAACACCUAUGACAUCAUAAGUACUCAGGCAAGGCCAAAUAAUAUUCAGGGAACACUAGCAGGAGAUUUUUGGCAGGCAGCAGCAAUGGUAAAACAACCCACGCAGUCAUUGGUGCCUAUAGGGCAAAGGAUCAAUGGGUUCGGUAUUGUUACUCGAACAGUAAACUUCGAGCCAUGGUAUGGCAAUAAUUUAAUCAGUGGAGUGCAGGAGUUCGGUGGUGCAUUAUAUGUAGCAUCGCGCUAUGUGAAUUUUGUUGGGGUCUAUAGCUUUUAACCUUGUCUUUGGACUGUACUUAUUAUAAUGGCUGCAAAAUUGAAGUCUCCGCUGAGAGAUUAUUUAUCUUUACUUACUCAGUAUACUUAGAUAAAAUGAUGGGAAAAGAAUAUGAAAGCAGUUGAGUCGCUGCUCAGAAGGCUGAGUUGAAGGAAUUCACAGCUUCAAACAGUAACUGGGUCCAGAGACAGAAUGCAGAUUGAGUCACAACUACAACUAAUGAUUAUAAUAUGCAUGAAGG
Messenger RNA from Theobroma umbraticum, 1246 nucleotides. Its product is annotated as protein STRICTOSIDINE SYNTHASE-LIKE 11-like. Gene Ontology annotation, molecular function: hydrolase activity. Gene Ontology annotation, cellular component: endomembrane system. NCBI's taxonomy places the organism in Eukaryota, Viridiplantae, Streptophyta, Magnoliopsida, Malvales, Malvaceae. The record is from RefSeq and is a predicted model, not a curated record.